UCGGUACUACGGCACAGUAGUACCCUCUGCGUGGUACUGCAGGUGGUGGCUAUUUCUCCAACUUUCUGGAAGUUCCUCCCGCCGCAACCCAUCCUCCGUCCUCCCCCCCCAAAAAUGGAAGUCGAAACCUCCGGUGGUGGACCCCCAGCUCAAUCGGCAGCUCAACCGUCGGGGAACUCGCAUUCGCCGUUACUGGAUGACUGCUUAAAGCUUCUGAGAGGAGAGAGAGACGAGCAGAGACUAGCUGGUCUGCUCCUUGUCACCAAAUUCUGCAACAAACAAGACCACUCCACCAUCUUCCAAGUCUACCGCGCCGUCGGCCCUAAAUUCCUUCUCCGUCUCUUACGCACUGGUAUGGGUAAAGUAGGAGGAGGAGGUGGUGGUGCUGCUGAGAAUCGAGACGCCUACUUGCAGCUAUCUGUAACAGUUCUUGCCGCCUUCUGCAGAGUUCCUGAAAUUGCUGCUUCUCAAGACAUGCUUUCCCUUAUUCCUCUCUUUCAGGAGAUUAUUUCUACCGGUUCAGCCUCAUCUGUAAUUGAGGAUUGCUAUGAGUUUGUAUAUCUGGUGGCAAACACACAUGAAGACGGUGUAAGGGCCUUAUAUGAUUCUGGAGGCAUGCAGCUGCUUGCUUCUCAACUAUCCACUCUGCCAGAUGGGUCACCCAUUGUUGAACUUGCCAUGAGACUUGUUCAGCUCAUAAUAAGCAGGUUACCUGCUGAGAAAGUUUUCAUUGAACAUCCAUCAGAGCUGGCAAUAUUGGUGGUUGGACUAGCACGACUAUUUGCUUUGCUACAAACUGCUCUAAAGUUUGAAGCACUUCACCUCUUAUCUGCAAUCCUCUCCUCUCAAUGUUCAGCACCUGUGCGUGGAGCUCUGAAUUCUAUGGCAAAUAGUACCUGGUCAACUGACAUGCGUAUGGGUAUUGUGGCUGUCUUGAAUAAUCGAGUUGCCCCAGCUGAAAAGCUUCAGGCCCUGAUCUUGGCUGAGUGCACCAUUUCGAUUGUGGGCGAGGAAUGGCUUAUCGGGUCUGUGAAAUUACCUGAUGUACAAGAUCCUAUUCCUGUCGACAGGUGUAUGCUACUUGUUUUGGGGACUUCCAGGGUUGAAAUUGCUGUUCUCCUUAAUGAGCUGGCUCGUUUGAGAGAUGAAGCCUCCAAAAGUCAUUCACUGAAUGCUGAGGUCAUUCACAUGAAACAAAGAAAUCUUGCCAUUUGCUACUCUUUGGUUGAGAAAGUGAUAAAGCUAGUUUCAAAAUUUGGUGGAGAUGAGGACUUACAUCCGGAUGCCACAAUAAGUGAUAGCACUUUGACAAUGAUCAUCUCUGGACUUAAUGAGACAAUCAGUGUUGUUCUUGACUACCUAGAAGAUGUCAAGGAUCAUGGAGAGAACAAAGGAGACGAUCUGCUAGCCUCAGUACGGCUGAUUGGGAGCUAUCUUGCUGAAACACCUCAUGCAUGCGGAGAAAAGGUUAAGGCGCUCCUUGGCUAUAUGCUUUCUAUUCAAGGAGAAGAUGAGGCUAGCCCCUUUUACUCAAUCUGCUUUUUGAUUCCUAUGCUUUGUCAAAUAACAAUGAGGACUGAUGGAUGUAAACUUUUAGCUUCAUCUGGGGCAUAUAGAGCUGUUGUUGAGUACCUUAUUAGGUUGAUUGCCCCAAACAGUUCUACCGUUGAGGAUGUUGGUUCUGUAUCCUUGGCAUGUGAUACGAUUUUGAAUUUUCUUAUGAAGAGGGAACAAAUCGCGUUUACCUCCAGUGGAGCUAGUUUUAUCAAACUUUUGAGUGCAUUGUCACAUUGGACGGAGGAUAGAGGGGACCCCGACAGUCUUAUGAUGGCUUCAAGCAUUUGUGCACUUAUACUUGAUUCAAUAUCUGAGGAGACUCUCAUACGUCAUCCCGACUUCAGCAACGAUGACCUAGUUAGUCUUUCGCAGCUGAUGAAGAGAAGUUUGGCUAUGUGUGGCAAGGGCAUGAUGUCCGAUGAGGAAUCUGAUCUUUAUCAGAUAGUUCAUGCAUGUUACUUGCGAUGGGUUGAUCGGUUCCCCCGCAUUAAGGAGUUGAUUGAGAGAUGAUGAUCCCUUCUUUAAGUGGUUUUUGGUCCAUGGAUUUCUGUUGGAGUAGAGAACGACAGAAGCCAAGUAACCAGUUGAGACGCCCUCGCCUGCGGGGUGUCUGCUGAGCCUUGAGAAUGAGGACGCAAAUAUUGCUGGAAAUGAAUCAUCAAGCAAGUUUUUGGAACCCACCUCGCAGAGAAUACCACCUGAGGCCUGAGAAGUGCUUGUCAUGCCCAACGUCUCUUGCCAAGCAGCGCAUUUAUACCAUUUAAUCCUUUCUGCUUUAAUACAUCUCUCUCUUUCUGUCCAGUAUGUUGUACUCAUCAAAUAGAGCUUUAUACUACGUGUGUGUGUGUGUGUGUCUGGCCAAACUACUACUAGUGCUAGUACUUCUACACCAGGGGCAAGUUGUGUGUAGUAGAGACUUGCUGCAGUUGAGGCUCAGGACUGCCAGUCACAUAUGGCAAACUUGCUGUAGUUGAGGCUUAGGUUUUUCCCCACGGACAAGCUGAUGAACAUGGAAUGGUCCGAAGAGGACAAUCUCUCAAAAUUUUGAUGGAUGCUUUCUCUCUUUUAUAA
Messenger RNA from Coffea eugenioides, 2628 nucleotides. Its product is annotated as neurochondrin. The coding region runs from base 115 to 2067 and encodes 650 amino acids. NCBI's taxonomy places the organism in Eukaryota, Viridiplantae, Streptophyta, Magnoliopsida, Gentianales, Rubiaceae. The transcript has 9 exons. The record is from RefSeq and is a predicted model, not a curated record.